GUCCCACCGUGCGCGCUGAUGGAGGGGAGAGCGAGACCCACCAGGCCAUGAUAUCGUCGGGGUUCGGAAUCGAAAGCAAAGAUUCCGUAGAAGCCAUAAACUCAAUUGAUAGCGACCAGGAACCGCUCUCACGGGAAGUGCCCCUCUUGAGUGCGACUUCCGUGAUACUAUGCAUCCUCCUGAUCGCAACCGAUGUCGGGAGGACGUGCGUCUCCUACUCGAUGAGACACUUCAACGAUGGCGUUUACCCCGUCGACACCACGAUAGUCGUCACGGUCAACGAGCUGUUCAAAGCUACGUUAGUGAUCGGAUUACACCUGUUCUUCGACGGGGAUAAUCCUUUCAAACACCUCGAUGCAAGAAUAGCGUUGCCCUGUCUCCUCUACGCGUUCACCAACAACUUGUUCUUCCUGGCGCUACAUUACAUCACUCCCGCGACAUGGCUCGUAUUGUGUCAGAUGCGAGUCGUCAUCCUGCUCCUGAUAUACCGGAUCUUCCUGAAACAGCGGAUCACCGCAACUCAGUACAUCGGAGGCUUGACACUGAUCGCUGGGGUCGGUCUAGCGCAAAUCGACGUGGGUGCUGAUUUCAGUACGAUCCUAGGCCCUGUGCUCGGCGUUGCGGUGCUGAAUUCGUUAUUCAGUGCGACCGCUGGAGUUUUCACCGAAGUCGUUCUCAAGAGAGGAGGCGACGCAGGCAUGUGGCGAAACCAGACUCACCUGUACUGCGGUUCUGCCUUGAUCUCACUGUUGCCGGCGCUUGUAUCUCGAUUCGUCUUCGAGCGCAAAGCUUUCGACUAUCGGAAGACUCCGGAGGUCUUGACGGCAUUGGUGCUUCUGACGGUAGUCUUGACGGCCUUCAAUGGAAUCUGCGUUUCUUUCGUGAUGAAAAAACUGGAUAACAUCGUGCGCUUCCAAGUGUCGGCUGUCACCUACAUUGUUACCGCAGGUUUCAACAAGUUUCUGUUUCCGAAGCAUUUCAACCCGAGUUCCUGGUACGUGAUGAGCAUCGCCGUUAUCCUCUUCUCCGUGUUCCUGAUCGAACACAAGAGGAAUACUCCCAGCCAAAACUCCCCAAAGCGUGUCGGAUGA
Messenger RNA from Galendromus occidentalis (western predatory mite), 1091 nucleotides. Its product is annotated as UDP-galactose/UDP-N-acetylglucosamine transporter srf-3. The transcript has 3 exons. NCBI's taxonomy places the organism in Eukaryota, Metazoa, Arthropoda, Arachnida, Mesostigmata, Phytoseiidae. Gene Ontology annotation, cellular component: Golgi membrane. The record is from RefSeq and is a predicted model, not a curated record. Gene Ontology annotation, biological process: pyrimidine nucleotide-sugar transmembrane transport. The coding region runs from base 48 to 1091 and encodes 347 amino acids. Gene Ontology annotation, molecular function: pyrimidine nucleotide-sugar transmembrane transporter activity.